AUGAGUGCUAAGACAAGAAGGCCUAUGAUGUACCCCACAGCUCUCCCAUUGUACCACAAAGCCUGGGCAACAGAAAUACUUGCAAAGCAGCAGCAGCAGCAUGCAAGCAUAGCCUUGUGGGGCCAGAGCAUCCAGAGGUUCAUCUCCUCCAGGGCUAGUCAAAGCCACGACGAGGAGGGCCCAGGGAAGAAUUGGCCACUUUUCAUGGAAGACAAAAGGCAGUUGUUGGCUAUGAGGACCAUGUACUUUGGAUCUGGAUUUGCUGUACUUUUCUUUAUAGUAAGGCACCAGUUACAUAAGAAAUAG
Messenger RNA from Arvicola amphibius (Eurasian water vole), 306 nucleotides. RefSeq names its product cytochrome c oxidase subunit 7C, mitochondrial-like. The record is from RefSeq and is a predicted model, not a curated record. Gene Ontology annotation, biological process: mitochondrial electron transport, cytochrome c to oxygen. The transcript is spliced from 2 exons. The coding region runs from base 1 to 306 and encodes 101 amino acids. NCBI's taxonomy places the organism in Eukaryota, Metazoa, Chordata, Mammalia, Rodentia, Cricetidae.